CCAAAGGAGGGGAGGGGCCCUCUGUGCUGGCAUCGGGUGGGGUAGCGGCUCUGGGGGCUCCUGCCCGUCCCAGGCCUCAGGUCCGGGCCACACGGGCUGUACCAGGCCCGCCCGCUCCACCUGUCAGCAGGUUCCAGGUCCCUGGGCUGCGUCUGUCCUGCCUGCCCUGGUCCAGCCGCCCUCCUCUCCACCUGCCCCACCCCCACUCACUUCCCAGGAGCUAGAAUGAUCUUUCCGGAACUUACCUUAGGACGCCCUCCGUGGAAAGGAUGGUGAAAGAGGCUACUGUUCUGAAGUAAUGGUGAUCGAUGGGGAGAUAAUUCUUUAAAGAAUGGUUAUUUUAAAGGCUCUAGGACUGACUUCUUUGAAAUAUCCCCUGAUCUAGGCAUCGACAUAGAAAUCUCUGCGAGAAUCAUCUUAGGCUGUGAGCUGUGAAACCACUCCUCUAAAAAUGCUGGAAAACCAAACUGCCGCCUGCUCCGUCCCUCGAUCUUGCUCCUGAUGGCGCUGGUCCUCGUCCUCCUUGGCUACGGGAUCCUGAGCCCCGGAGGAGGCCGCAUGCUGGGGAGCCUGGGAGCCGGCACGGCUGUCAGAGAACCCGACAGGCUGCAAGUGGUCACGCUGUCCAGGAAGGCCUACCCGCAGCCGAAGGCGCUGACGCCCCCUCGGACAGACGUCCUGGUCCUGACCCCCUGGCUGGCUCCCAUCGUCUGGGAGGGGACGUUCAACAGUGACAUCCUCAAUGUGCAGUUCCAGCUCCAGAACACCACCGUUGGAUUAACUGUGUUUGCCAUCAAAAAGUACGUGGUCUUCCUGAAGCUGUUCCUGGAGACGGCGGAGAAGCACUUCAUGGCGGGGCACCGCGUCAUCUACUACGUGUUCACCGACCGGCCGGACGCGGUGCCGCGCGUGGCGCUCGGGCCGGGCCGGCGGCUGCAGGUGCUGCGCGCGCGGCCCUUCGCGCGCUGGCAGGACGUGUCCAUGCAGCGCAUGCAGAUGCUCAGCGAGGCCGCUGAGCAGGGCUUCCUGCGCGAGGUGGACUACCUGGUGUGCGCCGACGUGGACAUGCAGUUCCACGACCACGUGGGCGUGGAGAUCCUGUCGCCGCUCUUCGGCACCCUGCACCCCGGCUUCUACGGGCGUCCCCGCGAAGCCUUCACCUACGAGCGCCGGCCGCAGUCCCAGGCCCACAUCCCCUGGGACGAGGGCGACUUUUACUACUCGGGCGCCUUCUUCGGGGGGUCGGUGCCCGAGGUGCAGCGGCUCACCAAGGCCUGCCACCAGGCCAUGCUGGCCGACCGCGCCAACGGCAUCGAGGCGGUGUGGCAGGACGAGAGCCACCUGAACAAGUACCUGCUGUACCACAAGCCCACCAAGGUGCUGUCCCCCGAGUACAUGUGGGACCAGCAGCUGCUGGGCUGGCCCUCGGUCCUGCGGAAGCUGAGGUUCGUGGCGGUGUCCAAGAACCACCCGGAGAUCCGGAAGUCUGAAUCUGGGGGCCAGCCUGCCGGCUCUCGGGAGGGCUCCCCGGAGGGCGCAGGACGGGCUGGCCGGGCCGUGGGAAACUAG
This is a messenger RNA of Microcebus murinus (gray mouse lemur), 1569 nucleotides long. NCBI's taxonomy places the organism in Eukaryota, Metazoa, Chordata, Mammalia, Primates, Cheirogaleidae. The record is from RefSeq and is a predicted model, not a curated record.